GAGCAAUUGAGAGAGGCGGAGUACCGGCUGGCUUGCUCAAACCUGAGCCACGACUACAAGGAAGCAGUGGGGUACAAUCUUCGGCGCAACAAGGUACUGCACCUACGAGAUCAGCUUGAAACCGGGCUUCAAGUGGUUGACCGGUUCAUGGAAAAGCGGGCUUUGAUGAUAUGUGGGGCAAGCAAAGCAUCAUCGUUGGCAGCUCUUCAACGUCGAAUCAUCAGUGAUGCCAGCAGCAAAUUCGACUCGGUGGAGCUGGGCAAAAUGCACCACAUCGGCAUACUUGACUUCACGAAGUUCGGACGGCUGAGCAUGGUAGAGAUCAAUCAGGACAAGGAAGAGACAGCACAAUGGGUCGCAGCACCUGGAACCUUCAAGAAUGUGAUUGAAGCCUGCCUCACAAAAAUAAGCACUAUGAAGUACCAAACGUGCAUUGUGCAUAACUUCGCUUGCUAUGACGGGGUGCUCGAAAAGGUGGUCCUCGACUUGAUGCUGGAUUUGAGUGACUUGGCCUAUAUGGCCUUCUACAGCGAAUGCACCAAUCCGACAGUCUUUGAGUUUGCGGUCACGACGGUGAAAGACAAGUUGCUGGAGGUAGACCUUGCAAAGGAGGGAGCUACAGCCACCACAGCCGCCAAGAGCAGCCUCCAUGUGGAGUGUGACCCACCACCUUCGCUCACCAAAGAGGAGUUUGAAAAGAAGUACCCAGACAUUGGGGCAACCAUCACUUUGUCAGUCUCAGGGCAAAACAUCUUGUGCCAAUAUGUCGAUGGCAAAGUGUUUCUCAGCAGUGCUACAAAGACUCGUGCGAAGGACUACCUCGAGAAGAAUGAGAACAAGGCGAUUGAAUUUCGACUUGAGUCUGGGGAUGCUCCAGUAAUGAUGGAAGAACAGACUUCUUCGGGCAAUGUGGACUCCAGUCCAACCACAUUGUUUGACCUUUUGGUAUCAUUGGAAAAGAGGGGGGGUGCUUGA
Molecule: messenger RNA, 975 nt
Organism: Durusdinium trenchii
Lineage: Eukaryota; Dinophyceae; Suessiales; Symbiodiniaceae
Source: the annotation of a GenBank genome assembly